GGCAUAUAUGCAGACUUUUGCCAAUACAUACACCUUGGACUUUAGCCCAGAAAUGAGCCGCAAUGACACCAGCCUAAUUCCUCACUGGGUAUUUCAAGAAUGGCUGUAAACCCCUGCCUCAGUACCUGUGAAAUUUUAUGGGAUCUGUCAUGGCUGCGUUGGUAGUCCUGCUUACACUAGUUCCAUUUACACCCGCUGACAACGCAGAGCGCCAAAUUCAUCAGAAAAGUUAGAGCGUAGCACCGGUCGCUUUGCACGCAGUAAAAUGUCCCAAAAUUCAGGAAAAUCUGCUUUUCAGCUAUUUCGUGCAGAGUACACCGAGAAACAAAAGGCCAAGGGUGUGAUAUUUGCAAACCGUUCCCAUGCUAAACAAGUUUGCCACAUGAAAUGGGAGGAAAUGGCGCACGAGCAGCGUGGAACAUACUUUGCGCAGGCAAGAAUGUGCAACAAGUUGUGCUUUCAAGAGCAGCCCAGUGGUCGAAGCCCCACCGUUCACCCUGGAACCGUCAUAGAGAGCAACACGUCGGUGGUUGAGUUUGAGCAGGCGCCAAGCAGUACGGAGGGCUCCGAUUCGCGUGAUCUUGCUUCGAAUGAUGGCGAGGCAUCGGCCAUCAUCGAAUCCGGCACUACAACUCAUCGACCGGAUACGGCCGAAGGCAGCACGGAAAUUUGCUGGAGUUGGUUUGCUCGCUACUUAAAUGAUGGCGAGGCAUCGGCCUUCACUACAACUCCUCGACCGGAUAUGGCCGAAAGCAGCACGGAAGACUGGAGUUGGUAUGAUCUUUACUCAAAUGAUGACGAGGCAUCGACCAUAAUCGAAUCCGACACUACAACUCCUCGACUGGACAUGGUCGAAAGCAGCACGGAAGUUUCCUGGAGUUGGUCUGAUCUCCACUCAAAUGAUGGCGAGCCAUCGACCAUCAUCGAAUACGGCACUACAACUCCUCGACCGGAUAUGGCCGAAAGCAGCACGGAAUACUGCGGUUGGGAUUCGCAUGAUCGUUGCUCAAAUGAUGGCGACGCAUCGACCAUGAUGGAAUCCGGCGGUACAACGACCCGGCUGGAUAAGUUGAAGAAGCUCACAAGCAUGACGGACUACUGGGAAUCGCUUUUUUCGAAUGAGGGCGAGUCAUCGACUAUGGCUAAUUCCGGCAGGAAGGUUUGUUGUUCGCACUGCCGUUUUUCAAACGAUAACGAAACGUCAGCCGAUGGGAACUUUGGCAGUACAACGUCCCGGCAAAAUUUGCUGAAGCCAGCGGAAGGCAACGAAGACUUUUGGGAAUGGGAUCCACGUGCUCGUUUUUCAGAUGGUAACCAAGCGUCGGCCAUGACUUACUCCGUUGGUACAACAUCUCAGCAAGCUGAGUAUUGCGCUGCUUUCCGCUUUGGCCUGCCUACGAUACCCGAGGAGUUUGGCUCAGGUACCGAACUCUAGGCCGGGGCUUCAAGGCGAAAUGUGCGAUGCCCGAAACCGAGCAAGAACGGUUGCGGACUCUACCUAUGGCCGGUCGUGGACGUGGCAUGUUUCCAGAUUAUACGUUUAGAAAGCACUAACAAACUCAUCUGCAUUUACUUACCUAUUUGAAACUUGAUCAGCUUUUCCUAUCCGAUGUAAAAGGCUUCAAAUAAAUUGGAUAUCGAAACCACCGAA
Anopheles stephensi (Asian malaria mosquito) is the source of this 1651-nucleotide messenger RNA. Its product is annotated as lisH domain-containing protein C1711.05-like. The transcript has 2 exons. The coding region runs from base 266 to 1435 and encodes 389 amino acids. The record is from RefSeq and is a predicted model, not a curated record. Lineage: Eukaryota; Metazoa; Arthropoda; Insecta; Diptera; Culicidae.